Molecule: messenger RNA, 1116 nt
Organism: Labrus mixtus (cuckoo wrasse)
Lineage: Eukaryota; Metazoa; Chordata; Actinopteri; Labriformes; Labridae
Product: troponin I, slow skeletal muscle-like
Exons: 7
Coding region: 235-711 (158 amino acids)
Biological process (GO): muscle contraction
Cellular component (GO): troponin complex
Source: RefSeq, a predicted model, not a curated record
GUGAUAUACAGUAUGCUGGCUCAGGACACAGGGGGCUAUUUUAGUUGACCACUCACAGGAGGCAAGAGGAGUCAUUAAAUUUGACUUGAGUUUUCUACCUGUCAUUUCAAGACAGCCGCUGCUCACCUCUACAGGUUUUCUUCUGAGACAUUAAAAAGACAGAGACCAACCAUGUCUGAGGGGUAAAAAAAGUCAAAGAUCUCUGCAUCUCGCAGACUGGCCCUCAAGACCAAGAUGCUGAAAAUGGCAGCCGUGAUGUAUGAGAAGGAGCUAGACGAGAAAAAGCGGGAAAGAGAAGCUACUCUGAACGAGAGACUCCCUCAGCUUCAGCUGUCUGGUUUAUCCCUUCAGGACCUUCAGGCUCUGUGCAAAGAUCUGUACCAUAAGAUCGAUGUUGUAGAUGAAGAACGCUACGACAUUGAUUCAAAAGUGUCCAAAAAUAACGUAGAGAUAGCCAACCUGUCCCAGAAGAUCUUUGAGCUGAAGGGUAAGAUGAAGCGACCUGCUCUCAAGAGGGUGAAGAUCUCCGCUGACGCCAUGCUGGGAGCUCUGUUUGGCGCUAAAGUCAAAGAGUCUGUGGACUUCAAGGCCAACCUCAAGACUGUGAAGAAGGAGGAGGAGAAGAAAGAGGAGGUGACUGACUGGCGUAAAAACGUGGAGGCCAUGUCUGGCAUGGAGGGCAGAAAGAAGCUCUUCGAUGCCGGACAGUAGACUUUAUAUUUAUAAACAUUUAAAUAUGAAUGCUGUUGAACACUUGACAAAAAUAGAGAGGAAAGUAAAGUUAAUAUAUUUUCUCAUAAUAGAUCAUCUGCAGUGAUUUUAUGGUUGUGUUAAAGUCUUUUACAACAUGCAAAAAGAUGUUAAUUCAAUAGAUGGAUGUUGUGUGCAUUUUGCGUUUAAACGGGUUAUACCUUGUGUCAUUUUCUAGUGUUGGCACAAAACUUAAAUUUAAAAUCACAUAAAGCAAACUUAAUUAUCUUAAAUGUCUUCACGUUCGUAACAUAAGCAUGCAGCUAACGUUUUGGUGUCUUAAUUUUGAAAAAGUAUUGAAAAGAACUGUUUUUUUCUGUUGAGAUAAUAAAUUCUUCUGAUCAACAAACAAAACUGAUGCUGCAA